Molecule: messenger RNA, 1334 nt
Organism: Blepharisma stoltei
Lineage: Eukaryota; Ciliophora; Heterotrichea; Heterotrichida; Blepharismidae
Source: the annotation of a GenBank genome assembly
AUGGUUCACCAAUUAUCGAUCUGCGUCUUCUUUAUCCUUUUUGCUUUUUCCUAUGGAGGGUCGUUUUCUUACUGCACAAAUUUUAUUUUAACAACACCUUACUUCGAUUCAACGAAUGUAAGGUUCAAUAGCCAGAUAAAUGACGGUAAAUAUGUUACAACACACUAUAACCAAAAAAGUUCUGUAGUAUCACCUGCUGUGAGCUGUUCAUCAACUUAUAUGAAUGCAUAUCAAUGGUAUUUGGAUGCAGAUUAUACUGGAUGCACUUCGUUAAGUGACUUUGGGUUAGGGUUGUGGGUAAACUUUGAGUCAACGAAAGGGACUUUAUUGAUGAAGAUUGGUAAUUUUGGAGGGUACACAAAUACUUAUCAAGUAAACUCAGAUGCUGAUGGGACUUUGAAAUUCACGUUUAAAGUAAUAUCGGAUAAUAUUGACGUUGAUGAUUUUUCCAUAUCUGUUCCAUUGAGUAAUUUUUUAUUCAGAUACUUGGACUUUACUUUUGUUUCAUUGGAUAGACAGCACUUUUGAAAUUUUUAUGCCAGGACAAGCUAUGAUUUCCAAGACAGCAUCUGGUGCUUAUCCCUUUGCCAAACCUGAUAAUGGGGAUUGGCAAAUUGGCUAUGGUAUAAAGGCAAAGAUUUAUCAAAUUUUAGGAUUCAAAUCGGCAACAAUAAAUACAGAUUUUAGUAUUAUUACGUUAUCUGAUGGCACAAACUCUCUCGAUGUAAAAGUAACUUGUCCAACGACUUGUACAGACUCAGCUUGUCAUCCGACUCAAAAAUGUCUCAGCCAAACAAGCGACUGUUCUAAUUGUGAUACAACUGGGUGCUUGGCAUGCACCACAAACACUCGUAACAAGGCAACUUACUGCAAUAUCAUCACCUGCGCUGCACAUUCUGUCUGCUCACCAGUUGGUGACUUCAUGGCAUGUGAGCAUGGCUAUUACCUUUAUAAACCUUUAUCUGGAGAUGCCGUUUGUACCCGUAAUUUUUAAUUUAGAAUGCAAAGACUCAUGCACUUCUUGCGAUAAAGGUAAAGGUUGCUUCCAAUGUGCUGAUGCUAUUGCAAAAGAUGGGACGACUUGCAGAGUCGAUUCUAUUGGCUAUUAUGUCAGUCUUGAAGGCACAAAUAUCAAAAUUGAUUUUGGUAGUCCUCUUGUAUCAGCUUUAAAUAUUGUCUCUCUUACAGCUAAGUCAAGUCAAGGUGUAGCAAUUGAUACAUCUCAGUGGACUGUAAAUGCAUGCGCUGUAGGAGCAACAAGCUGCACUAUCGUGACUAACUUGGAUAUCAAUAAACUACCAAUCACUUAUGACUUCGAGUUUGCUCAAGCCUAG